Molecule: messenger RNA, 2920 nt
Organism: Podarcis muralis (Common wall lizard)
Lineage: Eukaryota; Metazoa; Chordata; Lepidosauria; Squamata; Lacertidae
Source: RefSeq, a predicted model, not a curated record
AUGGAUCUGAUGAGGCUUGAGAUAUACACAUUUCCUUUAGGUGUACGCCUGGUGGAUGAUGAUGAUGAUGAUUUGUGUGUCUUGGUGGUUGGUGGUCUUAAUCCAAGAGCAAAAAAUACGGACACCAAAGAUCGGCUUAAAGAGGCAACCGCAAAAGUCACUCAAGCGAAAGAGGAAGCUGAGCAAAUACGAAAGAACUGCCAAGAAAUCAUAAAAACAUAUCAAGAGUCUGAAGAAAUUAAAUCAAAUGAAUUGGAUGUAAAACUCCGACUUACAAAAGGAGAGCGAAAACACUUGCAGGAGAAGUCUGACCAUCUAGAGGUACAUCAUGCCAAAAUAAAAGCUGAAGAUGUGAAGCGAACUUUUAAAGAGGGUAUGGAUGAGCUACGAACUCUAAGGACAAAGGUCAAGUGUCUAGAGGAUGAACGAUUGAGAACAGAAGAUGAAUUAUCAAAAUACAGAGAAAUUAUUAAUCGCCAGAAGGCUGAGAUUCAGAAUCUGCUGGACAAAGUGAAAACCAUAGAUCAGCUCCAGGAGCACCACCAGAGAGAUGAACAAGAGAUUAACUCCUUGAAGGAAGAAGUGGGCAGUCUCAACUCUCUGCUUACUGACUUCCAGAAGGACAUUGAUGGCAGCCGGAAAAGAGAAUCGGAGCUAUUGGUCUUCACUGAAAAGCUGAGUACUAAGAACGCCCAACUGCAGUCGGAAACCAACUCCCUACAAAUGCAAGUAGAUAAGAUCACCUACAGCGAGAGAGAGUCUCAGAAUCAGCUGGAACUAGUGAAGCAAGCAAGAGAUGAACUGGCAAGUAAAUUGCAGAAAGAAGAGGAACUUCACAGAAACAAUGUUCAAGCGUUGCAGGCUGAAUUAGCAUCUCAACAGAAAGCAUUAGCAGACCUCAACACUAAAGCAGAUGAAUUAAAAGAUGAGUUGGUUACGCAGAAGCGAAAGCAUGCUGCAAAUCUGAAAGACCUCACCAAGCAACUUCAGCAAGCACGAAGAAAAUUAGAUCAGCUUGAAAAUGGCAACUAUGAUAAAGAUGUCAGCAGUAUGGGGAGUCGUUCUAGCUCAUCAGGAUCGCUUAAUGCUCGAAGCAGUAAUGAAGAUCGCUCGCCAGAAAACAGUGGCUCUUCAGUAGCUGUGGAUCAUUUCCCUGAAGUGGACAAGACCAUCUUGAUUGAGAGAAUAGUAAGGUUACAGAAAGCCCAUGCUCGGAAAAAUGAGAAGAUGGAGUUCAUGGAGGAUCAUAUCAAACAGCUGGUUGAAGAAAUCAGGAAAAAAACCAAAAUAAUCCAGAGCUACAUUUUGAGGGAAGAAGCUGGCACAUUGUCAUCUGAGGCCUCUGAUUUCAAUAAAGUGCAUUUAAGUAGGCGUGGUGGGAUUAUGGCCUCUCUCUACACAUCUCACCCAGCAGACAGCGGGCUCACUUUGGAACUCUCUCUGGAGAUAAACAGGAAGCUCCAAGCAGUCCUGGAGGACACUUUAUUGAAGAAUAUUACCCUGAAGGAAAAUCUGCAAACACUAGGAACAGAAAUAGAACGGCUAAUUAAGCAGCAGCAUGAACUGGAACAGAGACUGAAGCAAACAUAGCUGAGAGCAAGACCAAGGAGUCAGAAAAGACAGGUGCUCCAUACCCUGUUGGUAUAUAACCUGGAUAUCCGCCAGUGUCUUCUGUCAAUCCCAUAAAGCUUUAAUAAAGCAAACUGGAGUAUGUUUAUGAGCGAGGUUUACAAGGCCCAAGGCCCAGCGCUUGCUUUGCCUGAAGUGAUGGAAAACUCUUGGUGAACUUUUCUGAACGCUAUGUGCAUCCAUAUUGCUUUUCACUGAAACAAGAUAUCCACAUGCACCAUUUUAUGCACUUAUAUUUAGAGAGAGAGAGAAAAAUAAUUCUGCUUUGUGCAACUACAGUACCCUGUUAAUGAAGAAGCUUGGUGGAAGGAAAGACUCUUGGGUUUUGCAGUUCUUGGGGGUGGGUAGUGAUGGAGAGGGUUGUCCAUUGGACAUAUUAAACUUAUUGCCCUCCAGAGGAUAUAUGUCUGGGGGAAACCAAACACUCACACACAUGCACUUCCUCUCUUGGAUUUAUUUAAAUUGGUUGAUUUUAUUUAUAACAUGCAUUGGAAAAGACUUUCAUAGUAGACUGUUCUCUAAGGACAUGGUACUGCAUAUUUUAUCAAUUGGAGACGAGAGAUUUUUUUUAAAAUCCCUGCUGACUUCUUGGAUAUGAAUUGGAUUAUUAUUAUUUUUUAAUUAAAGAGAAUAAUUGAAAGAGAAACUUCUGCAGCUAAUUGGUGUGAGCUGUUGAAACCAGGCUUUCACCUACAGAGAUUGCUAAUAAAAUACAGAGCUAUUUAUUAUUUGAACCCUUGCAAGGCUUUGUAAAUUUAAAUGGAAAUAGCAGUUGCAUGUGUGUGCUGUGGCAUAAACAUAUACUCUUGCUACUUUAUCGCCUGUCUCGUAUCUGCCCAUGUACUGGCAAGGCCAUACUUCUCCAUGGGUGGAAGAAGGAAAAGAGGUAUUUACUAGGGAACUUAAGUUGUCUAUACACUACAAAACUAUGGUAGUCUGCUACUAGAAAUGACUACAUACAAGCUUUCUUAAGAAUGGUGAGUGACAGCUUGUGACCCUCCAUGUCUUGUUGGACUCUUAACUUCCAUCCGUUCUAGUCAGCGUGGUGGGGGGCAAUGGGAUCUGCCCUGCAAUCUGGAGGGCCACAAGCCUGGCACAGAAUGAACAGAAAAAGCUACCCACUAUUGGCUGCUGAAAUGAUAGGCACCGCCAGGAGACAAUAAUGAACAGCUGCAUCUCUGCCAAAAAUAUGUAUGUGAGCUAUGCGAAUCCUAAAAUACAAAUUGCAAAGCAUUGGAAAUAACUGAGCACUUGAGUAGUCUUGCUGGUGGAUAGCAUGUACUUAGUAAAA